Messenger RNA from Aedes albopictus (Asian tiger mosquito), 1618 nucleotides. RefSeq lists its product as uncharacterized. Gene Ontology annotation, molecular function: olfactory receptor activity; odorant binding. Gene Ontology annotation, cellular component: plasma membrane. The record is from RefSeq and is a predicted model, not a curated record. Bases 8 to 1162 code for a protein of 384 amino acids. Gene Ontology annotation, biological process: sensory perception of smell; detection of chemical stimulus involved in sensory perception of smell. Lineage: Eukaryota; Metazoa; Arthropoda; Insecta; Diptera; Culicidae. The transcript has 6 exons.
CAACAUCAUGCGGUCGGUCAUCAAACUUCUGCAGUUGUUGGGCUUCUGGACGCAACCCUACCAGAAACGAAGCAGUGCAAAACCACUGGCCUUCACAACCCUGUACAUUGGGUGGCUGCUGUUCCCGGGAAUCAUCUACAUCUUUCGGCAGCAGCCAAGCUUUGCAGUUAUUACGAGAACCGCCGUCGAAUCCAUGUCCAUCGCUAACAUAAUCAUGCUCAUCGUGAGCACCAUCUUUCAUCAACCGGUACUGGGGAAGGCUUAUGGCGAUGUACGAUUUGCUUUGGCAGCAGUUUCCGACAGUCUGGACAGGGAGUUGCAGCGCACAAUCGAUCAUCUGGAGUUAUCUACAGAUCGGUUCUUCAAGGGUUACAUUGGAUUUCAAAUGGCAGUUGGUCUGAUUUAUUGCUCGUCCAAUCCGAUACAGACAAUCGUCAAAUAUGUGCGCAGCGAAGAGUUGCCUCCGCUGCACGGAAUUUUGGAAGCUGAUUUCUACAUAUUUGAUUAUACUUCUAAUUUUUGGCUAUGGUUACUCGUUGUUGGAGUCGGUGGACUGUCACUGUUAAGUAUUGUAGUGGUUAUCGUAUCGAUUAAUAGUCUCCAUUGGAGUUUGAUUCAUCAUAUUGCCGGGUUGUUUAAAAUAAUCCGGCGAAGACUCUCGAACUUGAACGCAUUUUCUAAAGAAAAAUCAUGUCAGCAAGAACUGGUUGACAUCAUUGAAUUGCAUGAGGUAGUAUAUCGGAGUGCACGUUCGCUGGAGCAAGCACUGAACGUGUAUAUGUUGAUGCAGUUCGGCACGUGUAUCGUAAUGCUCUGUUUGACACUAAUGGUUCUAGUUUUGGCAAACGACGACCGGGACUUGUUGAUCAAAAUGAUUCUGAUGCUAUCGUAUAUCCUCUCCCACAUUCUGGUAUACUCAAUGUUGGGGUCAGAGCUAAUGUCUGCUAGUGCUUCCGUGGCCGAUGCAGUUCAUGAAGUGUCCUGGUACCAAUGGCCAGUUGGCGAACAACGCAAACUUCUAUUUGUAUUGAGCAGAUCGCAGCGGAUUACGGCACUUACUACCGGGAAGUUUUUCUACCUCAAUCGGGAAACGUUCGGAAUGACCCUCCGCACCACGAUGUCUUAUUUCACCGUGCUGAUGCAAAUGUAUGGGGCGAAAUAAUGCGAGAAUCUGCUUUACAACCUGCUGACCGUGUCAGUGUAAUGGAACGUAACCACUUCAGGACGUCUACCUCGCUAACCGAAAGCAUCUCAGCGAGGUGCAAAUGACACUUACGAACUGAAAGGGUUAGUCGUUGUCCAAUCAAUAUUACAUUUGACUGCAAACAAACAAAUAAUUGAUGUGAUAAAAUAGAUACCUAUUUGCUUGUUGGUUUAACCUUGCAGUGAUUCUAUUGCAGAGAACAAGACCAAUUUCUGAACACUGGCGCGUCACAGAAAUCUUAGUACGAGAAGUAUUCAAACAUAAUAUGUCCUGGUCCAAGUUAGUGAUUUUUUUCUUCUUUAAGCAAUGAGAGGCUAAUCUGCUCAACAAACAACCGAACAGUCCAGUUCCAGGGGUUGGGGACCGUCCCCUACAGGCAAAGUAGAAGACAGCACUACACCCCGACCCACUAAA